This is a messenger RNA of Dissoconium aciculare CBS 342.82, 1705 nucleotides long. RefSeq names its product cytochrome P450 6A1. The record is from RefSeq and is a predicted model, not a curated record. Lineage: Eukaryota; Fungi; Ascomycota; Dothideomycetes; Mycosphaerellales; Dissoconiaceae. Bases 124 to 1674 code for a protein of 516 amino acids. The transcript is spliced from 3 exons. Gene Ontology annotation, molecular function: iron ion binding; oxidoreductase activity, acting on paired donors, with incorporation or reduction of molecular oxygen; monooxygenase activity.
AUUCCAAUGGUCCUCACUUGAUUGCAGGGUAGCUCUCUCGUCAGUGGCCUGGUAUUUGUCCAUCCUACAUAAUAAUCUGUAGGAGUUUUGGUCGGAAGGUCGCAAGCUUUUCAGGUGGCCGCCAUGACCGCGCUUGAAUUUCUGCCGACAUCGAACCCGUGGGCCUUGGCCGCGGUCGUGACACUGUUAUCCUUGUGCUCGCUUGUAUACUGGCUCGCACAAAGGCCAGCCUUCCCGCGGAAUGCCCCGCCGAUGAUAAAGGGAGGCAAUUUCCCCGUCUUCGGUGCUGGGCUGCGCUUCUUCAAGGAACGAUGGGAUUUCCAUCGCCAAGCAGCGAUUGAUUCCAAAGGCCAGCCUUUCUCCUACUAUGUUGGCCCGCAUCCGGUGAUUGGAAUGACCGGAGAGCAAAACCGCAAACUCUUCUUUGAACACAAGGGCUUCAACUUUUCCAACGCAUAUACGACCUUGUUCGGCGGCGGCGGCCAGAUCCGCGAGGACACCGCAGCUCGCGCGACUAGCGAUGGUGCAGGAUCUGAGGCCGGGGACGCCAGCGGCUUCGCUUUGUACUUCAAUCGUCGUUUAAUCGCAAUGCUCAAGGGCAACGUGAUUCGCAAAGGUCUGCCCAACCUCUUGAAGGACACCCGCGCCCGACUCGACGAGCUGGCUCGUGACUCACGUGGCAUCACCGAUCCGUUCGACAGCAUCUAUCGUAUCGUAUUUCAGUUGACAAUGAGAACGGUGGCGGCACGGGAGAUCUGCGAAGACGAUGCUUUACGCGAGCAAUGCCUGCGGCACUUCGAGAUGCUCGAUGAGAGCACGUCCGCGCUCGGAGUAAUGUAUCCUUGGCUUCCGUUGCUGAGCACAGCCAAACGCAACUACGCUGGCGCCCGCUUGUAUAUGGUAUUCAACAACCUUAUCACGGAUCGAAAGAAGCACAACCGGACGGAGGACGAUGCGAUGCAGUAUCUACUGGACCAAGGAGACAACGUCGUAGAUAUCAUCACGUUCGUGCUAGGAUCAUUGUUCGCGGGACAACUCAACUCUGGCAUCAAUGCGGCGUACCUACUGUGUUUCCUCGGACGGGACCCACACUGGAAAGGGAAAGUGAUCGAGGAGAUCCACACUGUCGCGGACAAGUACUCCCCAGAUGCGACCAAACCGCUGGUAGAUCGAUUGAUGGACGUGCCUCUAGAGGCCUGGGAGGGCGAGUUCCCCGUCGUCGACAUUUGUCUCAAGGACUCGAUCCGCCUGAAUCUUCCGGGUACUGCAUUCCGCCAGAACCUAAGUGGCCAGGACAUCCCACUCGACAAAGAGGGCCGUACAGUUGUCCCGCAUGGUGCAUUCAUGACUUAUGCAAGCGGCGACAUGUUCUACAAUCCAGACAUCUACCCUAAUCCGGAACAAUGGGACCCUGCACGGUACUUACCCGAGCGCGCCGAAGAUAAGAAGGAGCAAUAUUCCUGGACUGGUUGGGGUGUGGCACGCCACCCAUGCCUCGGUAUGCGCUUCGCUAAGCUCGAAAUGAGCAUGAUUGUCAGUUUCUUUGUCGCAUACUUUCCCGACUUUCAUCUCUCCGACUCUAAGGGCGUAAAGAGCGAUUUUAUUCCUUUAGGCGACCGCAACAACCUGACGGCUAAGAAGCCACGGGAGAAUGUGUAUCUUAAAUAUCAGUAGUCGCUAUGAAUAUGAGCUCAAUGAAACUUCC